AGCUGCUCGAAGGUGACGGGGCGAUCGGACCAACCGGAGAAGCAGGGAAGGGUGAGCUGUUCUGCACUGGAUCGGGGAGAUCCGUGUCUGUCAGCGAGAGCGCUAUAAGGAGAGCCAGGGCGUUGGUCGGGGAGGAGGAGGCUAGUGUUAAGAAGAGAAAGCAACCCUUUGGCGAUGUAGCUGAUGCAGACGGUGAAAUGGAUGAUUCAUUUAGAGGUGCGCUGCGUAAUGGUAGCAUGACCCCGGUGUUCCAAACUGGAUCAGGGAAAGCGGUCUCGCUGGGAAAGGACUCAAUCCAUAAGGCAAGAGCUAUUUUACAAGAUGUUGAUAGUGCCGCUGGUGCCGUACAACCAAUGUUCCGUACUGGAAUGGGUAGGUCGGUUCCUGUGAGCCGGACCUCCAUUGAUAAGGCAACGGCUGUUUUGGAGGGAAAAACAAUUGCAGAACAAGGUCAUUUUGAUAAGAGUGUGGACGGCAUGGAACAGUUUCCAUUGUUCCAAACUGGUUCAGGAAGAGCUGUAUCAGUCAGUGUGGCAUCUCUUCAGAAAGCGAAGUCUGUUUUUAAGGAUAAUAAUACUAGCGGUGAAAAUGCGGAGAGUUUUGGAAGGCCUGACCAGCCUACAAUGUUCCAAACUGAUUCCAGAAGACCAGACGUGAUCAGCGGAAGGUCCAUUGAGAGAUCUAGAGGUGCGGCAAAGGAGGGAGAUACGGAAAAGAGUGGACAUUGGGAUACUGACUGCCAGUUCCCAAUGUUCCAAACUGGAUUAGGAAAGCCUGUUGCUGUGAGCCGCAGCUCAGUUCAGAAGGCAAAGGCAGUAUUGGAGGGAGAAAAAAAUGAUAAAACCGGACAUGGAGAUAAUUGUGUCAGUGCCACAAAUUUUCAAAAUGAAACGCCAAGGUCUGUUUUGAUGAGUAGCAGUUCGAUCAUGAGUGAUAGAACUGUAACACCGAAUGGGGAUAGUGCAAUGCAAGAGAAAAACCAUGAGGCUGGCAACCACUUGCCGUUGUUUCAAACUGGGCUAGGGAGGUCAAUUGCUGUAAGUAAGAGCUCAGUUAAGAGGGCAAGUGCAGUUCUGGAGCCGAGGAAUAUUGCAAAGGAAUUGGAAGAUGAAGCUCAUUUAGAUGGUGGCUAUGAUACUCCAGUGUUCAAAACUGGAGUAGGAAGAUCUAUCUUAGCAAGAGAGAGCUCUGGAAACAAAGUACCAGUUAUCUUAGAGGCCGAAGAAGCAGUAAAAAGUGUAAAUAAUGACAAUGGAGAAGCCUUUGUUGAAGACACAUCAUUCCAAGCUGGAAUACAGAUGUUUGUACCCCAACGUAGAAGUUCAAGCCAUAAGGCUAGUAUUCUGUUGGAGCAACAAAACUUCGGGGAGAAAGGAUAUGGAGACCGUGGAAGUCAACUGCCAAUGUUUCAAACCGGAUCUGGAAAGUCGGUCUUGAUUAGUGAAAGUUCAGUGCAGAAGGCAAGGGCUGUUCUGGAGGAAGAAGGCAAUAUAAACAAAGAUACUCAUAAGCUCCUUAACAUGGACCAAAAGUUUACUGUCUUUACUUCACCUCUCAAGACAAGCUGUGCAAGAACAGUAAAUAUAUCUUCAGUUGGCGUGUCUCGAGCUGCUUCUUUGUUGGGCUUGGAAGAGAAUACCCUUUCAACACAAUUUUUUGGACAUGUGGGGGAUAAACUAGGCACAAAAAUAACUGUUGAGUGGGAAAAUCCAGACCAGAGGCUUGAUCUUGCAUCUUGUACAACAGAAAAUCAAGUGCACAAGGAACCACAUUGGCCGUUUGAACUUUCUAAUAACACAGUCUUUGAUUCUGGUGAGCAUUCAAUCAGAUUCAGUACCGCGGGAGGCAGAUCAAUGGCUAUUUCUAGUGAUGCACUUCAACGUGCGAAAAGUCUUCUGGGUGAAUCAGAUGUGGUUUCAACAAAUAAGUCAACAGAUAACUCUUUGGCAGCUGGUUGUAAAGAUGAGAUAACAAAUUCAACCGUCGCCCCCAAAGGCGGUGGAUCUGAUUUAUCAAAAAUAAGUAGGGCCAGUGGAAAACCUGAAAUAGCAGCAUUUUCCCACCAAGGAAUGUCUGACAGGAAGCACACUAGAUCCUUUGGACAUGCUGUACCUGAUACCCCUGCGACUAAUGAAAAUGCUAAUAGGUUUCAUGGCGGGAGUCAUUCAAUCAGUGAAAUUUCAAAGAUUCCAAAGCCUUCUUCGAGGUUUUUAUCUGAAGCUGACAAUGCGGACGACUCUAAAGAUAAGACACAACGACUCCAUAUGCCAGCUGGAGUGUUGGUGGACAUUACUAAUUUCAUGGGUACACAUUCUGGAAAUAUUGACCAUGUUGCUAAUGAGAAGAGAAGAAUUGGGGGAAGAAACUCUCCGUCUCCAUUUAAACGGCCCCGCUCAUCCAGGUUCAUCGCACCUAUAAUCACCAGCAAAAAAUCCUCUGCUGGAAUACCCAAGCUGCCACCAUCUCAGACCACGUCCUGUCGAACAAAGCUGUCUGCAUCUUAUCCUUUUCAACAUAAAAGGAAAACUUGGAAGGAGUAUUUUGGCGGUCCUCCCUGCUUCAGUUUUUUGACGGAACAUCCAACAGAUGAAGUGAAGCGCAUGGAUGCGAAAGGAGCUGAGAAGUACAAGUUUCAUGAUACGGAUACUGGUGCAGAAGAAUUUCAGAAGAUGCUGCUUGCCUGUGGUGCUUCAUUGACAUACGCAACGAAAGAAUGGGUGAACAAUCACCAUAAAUGGAUCGUGUGGAAACUUGCUUCACUUGAGAGAUGCUACCCAACUAAAGCUGCUGGCAAAUUCUUGACAGUUGCUAAUGUUUUUGAUGAGCUGAAAUAUAGGUAUGACCGAGAAGUGAACAAUGGCCACCGAUCAGCAAUUAAGAAAAUUUUAGAAGGAAAUGCUUUGCCAUCUUUGAUGAUGGUGCUCUGCAUUUCAGCUGUUUACUCCCAUCCUGAUGUAAAUAACUCCAAGGGUGAGGCUGGCAGGAGAGAUGAAAAUGAGAACAGCAUCGACAAUAAAAGCUUGUUAGCUGCUAAAGUAAAUGUGCCUGCACAAAUUGAAUUAACUGAUGGAUGGUAUGCACUAGAAGCGUCAUUGGAUGUGGCACUUUCAGAACAACUACAGAAAAGAAAGCUUUUUAUAGGACAAAAGCUUCGGAUAUGGGGGGCUUCUUUGUGUGGUUGGACUGGGCCUGUGUCAUUUCAUGAGAUAUCAGGCACUGUCAAAUUGAUGCUCCAUGUAAAUGGCAGUUAUCGUGCAAGAUGGGAUGAUCCUUUGGGAUUUUGCAAGCAUGUUGGACCCCCACUGGCGUUCAAGUGCAUUAAAGCUUCUGGUGGCCGAGUCCCUAGGACACUGAUUGGAGUUGCAAGGAUAUAUCCUGUUCUGUAUAAGGAGAGGUUGUCUGAUGGUCGUUCUGUUGUGAGAUCUGAAAGGAUGGAAAGGAAAGCGCUACAACUGUACCACCAGAGAGUAUCUAAGAUCGCAGAAGACAUUAUGUCUGAACAAGAUGAAAACUGUGGCAAUUCCGAUGAUAGUGAGGAAGGGGCAAAAAUUUGCAAAAUGCUAGAGCGGGCAGCUGAGCCUGAAGUUAUGAUGGCAGGCAUGACGUCAGAGCAGAGGAUAUCUUUCUCAUCAUAUCAAGCAAAGCAAAAGGAAGCUAGGCAAAACGAAGUGGCUAAGAAAGUUGAGAACGCUCUGGAAGUUGCUGGCCUUAGUUCAAGAGAUGUUACGCCGUUUGUGAAAGUGAGGGUGACAAGCCUUACUAAAAAAAUCUCGGCUUCAAAAACCAUCAACAAGGAAGGGCUAAUAACAAUUUGGAACCCUACUGAGAAGCAAAAAGCCGACCUGGUGGAGGGACAAAUUUACUUAGUCACAGGACUGGUGCCUUCGUCCUACUGUACUGGUAGUCUUUACUUGCAUGCUAGAGGAUCAUCUACCAUGUGGAAGCCAUUAGCGUCGGCACAGGCUGCGGAUUUUGAACCAUUUUUCACCCCACGUAAGGCGGUUGAGCUAUCAUUGUUUGGUGAGGUACCGCUUGCAAGUGAAUUUGACAUUGCAGGCGUCGUUUUGCAUGUUGGCGAUGUUUAUUUAUGUAGCAGCCAGAAAAGACAGUGGCUCUUUUUGACAGAUGGAUCUAAAUUUACCUCAGCACAGCACUCCGCAGAGCAAGAUGAUUGUCUUCUAGCAGUUAGCUUUUCUUGCCGAAUUGCUGGCGAUGACUCUGUUUUUUUCAGUCACGCCCUUUCUGGAAAUACAGUUGGUUUCAGUAAUUUGGUCAAGCGACAGAAAGACCAGAUGAGUCGCAUAUGGGUAGCUGAGGCAACAGAGAGCUCUACCUAUACUAUUUCUCACGAGAUCUCAAAAAAAUCGCAUCUUAAGGAAGCUGCCAUUUGUGCCGAAAAAUGGGCUUCAAGUUCUCAUUCUAAAAUUCAGCAGCUAAAGGAAAGGGUUUUAUGCAUCAUUGGAGAUAGUGGUGGCUGAAGUACUAUGAAAUAAUGAACGCUGGAGUUCUACAGAUUGACUGUCCUCGCUGGAGGUGGUGGGUUCGGGGCUUCCAGCACAGGACCAUGAUGGAGUUUGUGGCAGUGGGAUGCUCAUUGGUAGAAAAGGUAUGCGACAGGUGGUCACAAUGAUGGAUGCCUACUGACAAUAUCUAUAUAUUAUUGCUCAGGGAUUGCGAUGCAGAACAUUUCUGAUCAACUGAGGCUUGUAGAACACUAUUUUCCUUGACUGAAAGGCACAUGGUGGAUACUCAAGAUGAUGGCAUCCUUGUGGAGUUUGAGCAUAACCCCUCUGAUGUCUUCCCUACAACUAGCCUUUGCAACCUAUUUCAAUGCUCUAAUGCCCUUCCCUUAGCUAUAUAUCUAUUAGAUGGCUCGCGUGGCAUCUGAGGAAUGGCAUCCCUUGUGCAUCCCAAGCAAGAGUGACAGCCUUAUUUCUUGUUUAUUACUUGUGCCAUGGGCAUUUGGUACAUAGGGAACAUUGUUAGGCAGGGCUGCCAACCAAGGAUUGCUUGUAAUUAUCUGGUGUGUUUAUGAUUGUUCUCAUUGUCAUUCUGUAUGUCCUCUGGCUUCCUCUGAAUGAUGAAUGGCGCUGAUGUAUU
This is a messenger RNA of Lolium rigidum, 5100 nucleotides long. RefSeq names its product protein BREAST CANCER SUSCEPTIBILITY 2 homolog A-like. Lineage: Eukaryota; Viridiplantae; Streptophyta; Magnoliopsida; Poales; Poaceae. Bases 198 to 4478 code for a protein of 1426 amino acids. Gene Ontology annotation, biological process: double-strand break repair via homologous recombination; regulation of DNA-templated transcription. The record is from RefSeq and is a predicted model, not a curated record. The transcript is spliced from 31 exons.